CAGGUGGGACAGAGCAUGCAACAAGACAGGGAUAGAGUUGGACAUGGAGCCUCCGACGGGGACAGGAAAGACUCAGCCUCGCCACAGUCUAGACACAAGGCAUCUACUGUGAUUGAGAGCACGGCUGGAGCCAGUAAGGAGGUGGACUCUGGGCCUUCGCAGUCUGCAGGUGACCACACUUCUUCUAACCCGGUGACCUCAGAGCCAGAGAAAGCUGACCGCCCACUUUCCAGCAUGAGCCAUGAGCCAAAGUCACCAUCGUUAGGAAUGAUCUCCACGGCGACCCGUACCACGGCGACAGUCAGCCCCCUCACCCCGUCACCUCUUAAUGGCUCCAUCGUAGCCAAUGGAAGCCCCGCUACCCAGUCUGCUCACUCUGGAUUCGCUGCAGCCCUCCGUAAACUGGCCAAACAGGCUGAAGAACCUCGAGCUGCGUCCUCCAUCAGCAGUGAGUCCUCUCCAGUGUCCUCCCCGGCCACCAACCACAGCUCUCCAGUCAGCACACCCAAGAGGGGUCCCCUCGGUCCAGGGCCUGUCCUGGUUCCCCCAGCAGGCCACAGUGUGCCAAACACUCCACCUGUAGUCACCAUUGCUCCAACAAAGACUAGCAACGGCCUCUGGAGGAACGAGGGACGCCAGGCUGACUCGGGGCCUCGUGGGGCCAGCAGGGAACGUCUGGGUGCAGAGGGAAACAUCCCACAGGAAAAGGGUGGCCCCUCAGUCCCUGCCCACCUCCUGGGAAACCCCUAUGCCUUUGGUCUCACCCCCGGUGCUGUCAUGCAAGAUUCACGUUUCCAGCCCCUCAAUCUGCCCAGACAGUUGCCUAAUGCAGUGCCCCCUGGUCCUGUACCAGAAGAGUACCUCCGUGGUUUCCGGCCCUAUGCCACGACUGAGGAUGCCCUCCGCAUGCCCUCUUUGCCCUUGGGCCUUGACCCCGCCACUGCAGCUGCCGCAGCUGCCUACUACCACCCCAGCUACCUGCCCCACCCCUCCUUCACGCCAUACAGGAUGGAUGACCCAUUCUGCCUCUCUGCUUUGAGGUCACCUUUCUAUCAGUUGCCAGGAGGGGGAGCUUUACCUCCCAUCCAUCCCUCUGCUGUUCACAUGCACCUACCAGGGGUCCGCUACCCUGGAGACUUCACACACCCAUCACUGUCAGCACUGCAGUCUGAGAGGCUUCAGCUGGAGGAUGAGCUGCGGCAGAGAGAGAGGGAGCGUGAACGAGAACGUGAGCGCGAGAAGGAGAGAGAGCGAGAGGCAGAGAGAGAGAAAGAGCGGGAGAGAGAACGAGAGAGGGAGAGAGAGCGGGAGAAGGAGCUGGAGAGAGAGAGAGAGCGCGAGCGGGAAAGAGAGCGCGAGAGAGAACGGGAGAGGGAGAGAGAAAGAGAGAAGGAACUGGAGAGGCAGAAGGAGAGAGCACUGAGGGAGAAGGAGCUGCAGGCAUCCAAGGCCAUGGAGAGCCACUAUCUGGCUGAGCUGCAUGCCAUGAGGGGGCAGGAGGACCGAACCAAGCCUGAGAGACUCACCCCUAAUCGGGCUGAUAAAACCAAAGAGCCCGCCCCUCCAGCUCCCAAACCAGUCCCUCCAGGACUCCACUCUUCAAUGAUCCAAUCACAUCAUCCCAUCCCUGGUCUAAUUUCAGGCCAUGGCCUCUACAUGGGGUCCAGCACUGUAGGGACGGGGCUCACUGCCUCAAUUAUUGCCCAGAGGACCAAUGAGGAGGAGAGAUGGUUGGCGCGGCAACGCAAGCUGAGGCAGGAGAAAGAGGAUCGUCAGUACCAGGUGUCUGAAUUCCGCCAGCAGGUUCUGGAGCAGCACCUGGACUUGGGCCGACCGGCUGACGCACCAGAUCACAGGACAGACUCACACAGAUCCAUACCAAAUCACCAUGAAGCAGGAAGUCGGGACCUGCACCCUCACUUAGGCGCCCCUCCACCCCUCAUCUCCCCCAAACCUCCUCAGCCACCACGUGAACAUCACCCACCCACCACUCUGUGGAACCCUGCAUCUCUCAUAGAAACCACCUCAGAGUCCAGACGAAACCACGAGCCCUCAGGGAUGGGACACUAUGAGCUCAAUCGGCUUCCCCCAGGGCCUUCCAAAUAUGAGGAUGCAGCACGGAGGAGAGAAGGGGGCGCGAUGGAGAAGUAUCCCCCUCUGAGAGGUCCUCCAGGCCUGCCGGAGCCCAGCACAUUCCUUGCUGAUCUGGAGAAGUCCACCCAGACCUUUUUCAGCCAGCAGAGGGCAUCACUGUCCCUGUCUAGCCAGUAUGAACUGGAGGGAGCCAUGAAAAGCAAUGCUGGACUAAAGAGCAUCCAGGGACACCCAGGGCACAGUAGACAUGGACAAGGGCUGGGAAUGGUCGCUGGGACAGGGCUGGGACAGGUAGCCGCACUGGGGAUGAGUCCAGACACAAUGCUGAUCUAUGAUGAAUUCCUUCAGCAGCACCGAAGGCCUGUCAGCAAGCUGGACCUUGAGGAGAAGAGGAGAAGGGAGGCCAGGGAGAAAGGUUACUACUAUGAGCUGGAUGACUCAUAUGAUGAGAGUGAUGAGGAGGAGGUGAGAGCCCAUCUCAGGAGAGUAGCAGAGCAGCCCCCACUCAAACUGGAUGACUCCACAGAGAAAUUGGACUUUCUGGGAGUGUUUGGCCUGACCACGGUGGGCCGGCGAGAUGAGCUGGUGCAGCAGAAGAGAAGGAAAAGGAGGCGGAGGCUCAGGGAGCGCAGCCCCUCACCACCUGCCUUGCAAUCCAAACGCACACCUCCUCCUCCCCAGCUCAGCACGCGCUUCACCCCUGAGGAAAUGGACCGAGCACCAGAGCUGGAGGAUAAGAAGCGGUUCCUCACCACAUUCAAGCUGUCCCAUGUCACUGUUCAACAAAGGCGAGAUAAUGAAAGGGUGGUGGAGCUGCUUCAGGCCAUAAAAGAGAAGAGUGUAACCUUGGAUACCAUCAGACAUGCCCCUCAUCCACUGUGUAAGAGCCCUCCAGCGCAGAUAUCUGAUUCUUCAUUCGCCCAGCCUUCCUCUGAAUCAGAAGGCCACCACAGUGUCAGAACACAUAGCCCCUCCCCACAUUGCCCAGCGUCCCCCAAUGGUCAUCCAAAACCCCUUGGGGAGACAUUAAGACCAAAGGAACCCCCUUCUCCAGCUGUCUAUCCAGACAAGGCCCGGGGGCCCAGUGAGGGACCGAUGUCCAAGAGGAGCUCCAGCCUGCUAAACAGCUUGCGGCCCCCACUCCCCCUGCAGGCUAAAGAAGGCCUGCACAGCGUCAAUGGGCGCACCAAACCCUGGGACAGCUUCACCCCUGAGGAAUUUGCCCAGCAGUUCCAUGAAUCUGUGCUUCAGUCCACUCAGAAGGCUUUGCAGAAACAUAAAGGUGGAGCCACGGCGAUGUCAGAGUCGUCCCACCUCCAGGAGUCCUCUGUUCACUACAACAUUCCAGAGCUUCAGAGCACCCCUGGCCGGCUGCCGCAGCCACAUUCACAAUCUCACCCUCAGCCCAAUGGGCAGCACUUCUCUGUAGCCCUUCACCGGGAGGCCUCAGGGACAAGGGAGGACCUGUCUGGUCCAGAGGACUCUGAAGAGGAGGAGGAUGAGGAGGAAGAGGAGGCUCCUGCUUCCAAGUGGCAGGGGAUUGAAUCGAUAUUUGAGGCUUAUCAGGAAUACGUUGAAGAGCAAAGUUUGGAGCGACAAGUGUUGCAGAACCAGUGUCGAAGACUAGAAGCUCAGAACUACAACCUCAGUCUGACUGCUGAGCAGCUGUCUCAUAGCAUGGGGGAGCUGAUGUCCCAGAGACAGAAGCUGGCAGUGGAAAGGGAGAAGCUACAAGCAGAGCUGGAGCACUUCAGAAAGUGUUUGACGCUGCCACAGACACACUGGCCGAGAGGCAGCCAUUACAAGGGCUACCCUCCCAGGUGACCCCAACACGUUGACCUAAUGGCCCCCAGGCCCCUGGCCACCCCCCCUUUCAGACUGACACCCAGAGUUUAUUUUUCAUGGCCUGGUCCACAUGGCUCAAUGGAGGAGAGCAUGGCUGGUAAGAUAAGAUGAAUGAAUGAAUUGAGUGAAUGGAUGGAUGAAUGCACAAGGAGACAGGACCAUACAGUGAAGGACAGGCAGUCUUUGGAUUGUGGCCAGCCAGGGACUGUGCCACGAGCCACUAAUGUGUGCCAAUGUAGCCAACCCCGUGAGCAUGGGGCAGGAGUACCUGAAGAUCAACACAAACACACCCAUGCACCUGCUUUUCACACAUUCUUCAGUCCCCGCUGCUCUAUUGUUCAGUCCCUGCAUCCCUCACCGCCACAGCUACACAGACAAUCCUGCCAAUGAGGGAGCAGUUGCCCCAGGAGGGGUGUUGUCAAGAGAAUUGAAUGCUCCAAAGGCUUUCGGCCAGUCGGGACUGAUUUUUAUCACAGUGGCCACGUGGGCUUUUGAACUGGAAAAUGCACUUAAGAAUGAAAGCUGAAGAACUACCUGGUGGUACUGCGUUACAACAAAGAACUGUUCAAAUUAGGGAAGAACUUAGAAAAUGCACAUUUUUUGGAAAGAAUUAACGAAAUGUUUUAUUUCGAAAUAGAAAAUUUGAGAAUAAGAAUUUUAAAAGGUGCUUCAGCCUUGUAUUGUAUAUAAUAUGAAGACUUAAAAGAAUUUUGUAUGUUUUUAUUACUUUAAUCAUUGUUCUUUUAAAGAAAAAGCCUGCCAUUUUUAUAUGUUUAUGCUUUUUUUGGGUUGGAAAAGAAAGCCUUGCUUUUAGUGUUUGUAUUGCUGCUGGCCAGAACAGCUAAUUUUAACAGAGUGAGAGAGAACAGGAUACACUUCUCCUCUUACUCUCUCUUGACCCCGCCACAACCACCUCAUCUGGCAUCUGAGCUCAGCAAAGCUUACUUAGAGGUCCUGAGACGUGGCUCCUGCCCUCUCAUUCCCCUUCCUUUACAGCAACAUGUGUCUCUCUGUUUUAAUGCCCAUUAAUCCUCAGCUUCCCUGCUGCUGGCAUGACUAGUUAGUUUAUUCUCAUAAAGAAACAAGUUGAGAUGAUCCAGCGACAUUUUUUUUUAACUUGACAUACUUGAUUAUUUUGUAAAGACAUGAAGAGUCUCUUAAGCAGCCAGCUUAUGAAACUGGUUCUUGAUGCUUUAUCCUACCAUUGGACCUUUCACUUCACUUUGUAUGACAUCAUAUAGCAUUGGACUCAAGCAAAAUGACGGUUUGCAUAACGUUAUGCCUUACAAGCCCUUAUCAGCAGCCAAGAGAGGACAUAGUGCCAAAAGUUUAAAAAAAAAAAAAAAGGUAGCAGUUUGGAUUCUUAAUUUUAAAUUGAGUUGCAGUUAGGUAGCCAAACAGUCAAACCAGAAUGGCCAUCUUCCACUGCUGAAAUGCUUCAACCCCUAUCAUCUCCUUCCUGUGUUUACUGCAUUUUAGAACCCACACUAUCCAAGGUUGCCAAUAUAUUACGCAAAAAGUCAAUUCAAAAUGGGCAUUUCCUGGUACAUAUAACAUCAGAUAGGUUUGAUUUACCUGGCCUCAUACACAUUUACAAUCUCUGCCUCCCCUGAGAUUCAGCUACAGUUUUACACUGACUUUCUUCCCUGUAACUUAUGUUGCCUCAGCCUUAUGGUUGUAUGUGCGAUUUGAGACACCUGGGGCCAGCUAGGAGGUGCACAGGUGAUUCUUUUGAAUUUAAGGGGCUGCGCAAGUUACAGUGGUGGGACAGUUGGUGUAAAGAGUGGGGGAUAUGGUAUUUCAAAGUUCAAAAACUGUAAUGAAUUUAAAAAAUGUGCUGAAAGUCAUUUUUAAAAAAACUGAAGCACAGCCACCCCCCUGCAUACAGAUUAUUAAUAACAAGUGCCUCAAGAAUUUGGGAGCAUGUGAAUGAGUUGCAGUCCACACAACGGACAUUGUACACGUAACACCAGUGAUCAGGGACUUAACAUUUUAAAUCAAAGUGUCUACUUUAUGUCUCACACCUUUCAAAUAUGUGCAUGACAAGACCCGACACAGAAUUCCUUUAUCUAAAUGCAUCUCUGAGAACCAAUUUAAUCACCUUUUUAUAAAUAAGGCCCAAGCCAGUUUAGAUCAUCAGGUGGAUACAGAGCAUAGUCUGACGUUUUUACAGAGCUGAAGAGGCAUGCUGAGGUAAGCUGCCAAUGACCUGGGGAGGAAGGUGCAGUACAGUGAGCCCCUUACACCCAGCCUCCCUGUGUCUCUAACCCACGCACGCCCAUGCAAUAGCCCCAUUACUCAGUGGAGGAUGUCUAGAUGCUGUGAAAUCCUGUUUUUAAAAUGUACUUGUUUGAAUUCAUUGUAAUGUAAUAUAUUCUUUGUUGAAUGUAGUAAUUAGGUAUUUAUGAAUAUAUGGCUGUGAUUUCAGACAAAAAAGAAAAUAAAAUAUUUCAAAAAUG
This is a messenger RNA of Plectropomus leopardus (leopard coralgrouper), 6398 nucleotides long. RefSeq names its product Gse1 coiled-coil protein b (gene gse1b). The record is from RefSeq and is a predicted model, not a curated record. NCBI's taxonomy places the organism in Eukaryota, Metazoa, Chordata, Actinopteri, Perciformes, Serranidae.